Micropterus dolomieu (smallmouth bass) is the source of this 2116-nucleotide messenger RNA. RefSeq names its product transcription factor AP-2 epsilon (gene tfap2e). Gene Ontology annotation, cellular component: nucleus. The record is from RefSeq and is a predicted model, not a curated record. The coding region runs from base 68 to 1354 and encodes 428 amino acids. Gene Ontology annotation, molecular function: DNA-binding transcription factor activity, RNA polymerase II-specific; RNA polymerase II transcription regulatory region sequence-specific DNA binding. Lineage: Eukaryota; Metazoa; Chordata; Actinopteri; Centrarchiformes; Centrarchidae. Gene Ontology annotation, biological process: regulation of transcription by RNA polymerase II; regulation of cell population proliferation; anatomical structure development. The transcript is spliced from 7 exons.
GCCCGUCUACUCUUCAUCCACCGCGUCACAUUAACCCCUCAGCUGCAGACUGGGCACCAGCACCACUAUGCUCUGGAAAUCCCGAACCAAGACUGACGGUUUGCAGGACCGCGCAGACGGACUAAGCGGCUCUUCGCCGAGUGGGCGCCUCUCCCAGCUGUCCUCACUGAACCAGGCCGCCUACUCCUCUGCUCCCCCGCUCUGCCACACUCCGGCCUCUGACUUCCAGCCUCCGUACUUCCCUCCCCCCUAUCCCCAGUCCUCCCUGCCAUACUCCCAGAGCCAGGACUCGUAUUCCCACCUGUCAGAUCCAUACACCUCCAUCAACUCCAUCCAUCAGCAUCAGCAAGCGGCAUGGCACUCCCAGAGGUCGCGUUCCGAGGAGGGGGGGCUCCUGUCACAGUCGCACCGGGCUCUGAGCCUCGACCCCCGACGGGAGUAUCCAGCUGUCCCUCGGCUGCUGCACGGUCUAGGGGAAGGGGCUGCCGCUCUCGGGGACGGUCCUCUCGGGAUGCACCUAGGACAUCACGGCCUGGAGGAUCUUCAGGGAAUGGAGGAAGGAUCAGCCUUGGGCAUCCUCGACCACUCUGUCAUUAAAAAAGUUCCUAUCCCGUCCAAGCUGAACGGGUCCUCCCUGUCGGCCUUGUCCAUCUGUAAGGAGGGUCUCGGCAUGGGAGCCGUGUCCAACCCAGCCGAGGUUUUCUGUUCGGUCCCGGGUCGCCUCUCGCUGCUCAGCUCCACCUCCAAGUACAAGGUGACGGUCGGGGAGGUGCAGCGACGCCUCUCCCCGCCUGAGUGCCUCAACGCUUCUCUGCUGGGUGGAGUCCUCCGCAGGGCAAAGUCAAAGAAUGGUGGUCGCUGUCUGAGAGAGCGUCUGGAGAAGAUUGGCCUCAACCUGCCCGCCGGGCGACGCAAGGCAGCCAACGUCACUCUCCUAACAUCUCUAGUGGAGGGUGAGGCCGUCCAUCUGGCGCGGGACUUUGGUUAUGUGUGUGAGACAGAGUUUCCAGCCAGAGCUACAGCUGAGUAUCUGUGCAGGCAGAGUGAGCCAGACCAGCUCCCAACACGGCGCAGCAUGCUGCUCGCUACCAAGGAGAUCUGUAAGGAGUUUGUGGACCUGAUGUCCCAGGACCGCUCUCCACUGGGCGGCAGUCGACCCACCCCCUGCCUGGAACCCGGCGUCCAGGGAAGCCUCACCCACUUCAGCCUGCUCACCCACGGCUUCGGUACUCCCGCCAUCUGUGCGGCGCUCUCCGCCUUCCAGAGCUACCUGAUGGAGGCGAUCAAAAUGCUAGACAAGGGAGAGGGGGGAGGGAAGAGCCACCACGACAAGGAGAUGAAGCACCGCAAAUAGAGGAAGGACAGACAGAUGUGUUGGUGGAUGGAUGGAUGAGAGGCAGAAAGUAAGAGAAAAGAGGGGAAAAGACUGACUGGUGCCCCUCUGCGUCUUUACCUUCGCCCUCAGGAUAGAAACUGAGACUUUUACCUCCCAGAAACCCCUGCGUUUCCUCUCGUUGAGGAGACGGGGUUUAUGAUGAUAUCUGUACUGUAAUGUGUGUCCACAACCACCUCACUCAAAAUGACGCAUGGACCUCUCUUCUCAGUAGCUGGUUUGUGUCAUGAUGGCAUCUACAAAACUCUUCAGGAUGAGUUCUUUCAUGGCUGUAUGCUUUUAUUUACCCCCCCCAACUUUAAACAUUUUGGUAGACCUGUCACCUUUAUCUGUGUUUUAGAAAACCCUGCCUUCAUCAGAAACUCUCUCUUUCGCACACACUUGUACACAUUUUUGGACUGAACUCAUCUGGGAAGUGUCGUAAGCCAUAUCUGAGACAGCAACCUGCUCUUUGCUCCUUUGGAACUUUGGGAGACUUUUAACUCAACAUGAUUGGACAAGCACAGCUUCCACAUGUAGUUCUUCUUAAUUGGUGGUCAUGGGAAAUUGAGUUCUGGGUUCUCUAGCAGCGGGGUAAGGAGGAGUCAAAGGCAGCUAAAGGAGAUUUGUUUUCUUUUAUUUUGAAGUAUUACGUGUUGGUAACUUAAGAAAAUAACACAAAUCAUUUUGUACUUUCUGUGUAUGUUUAUUAUUAAUGUUAUUACUGUUGUUAUUAUUAUUGUA